Annulohypoxylon truncatum is the source of this 1316-nucleotide messenger RNA. RefSeq names its product snare-like protein. NCBI's taxonomy places the organism in Eukaryota, Fungi, Ascomycota, Sordariomycetes, Xylariales, Hypoxylaceae. The transcript is spliced from 5 exons. Gene Ontology annotation, biological process: vesicle fusion with Golgi apparatus; retrograde vesicle-mediated transport, Golgi to endoplasmic reticulum; endoplasmic reticulum to Golgi vesicle-mediated transport. Bases 435 to 1082 code for a protein of 215 amino acids. The record is from RefSeq and is a predicted model, not a curated record. Gene Ontology annotation, molecular function: SNAP receptor activity. Gene Ontology annotation, cellular component: Golgi membrane; SNARE complex; endoplasmic reticulum membrane.
GAGUUGUCGGUUCGAAUCCGACCGCGUCCAAUUUCCUUUUUCUCCUGAUUUCUUUUUCUAACAUCAGCGCACACACACCUCCCCCCCCGGUUACCUGACAUAGGUAUUCCAGGUACGUGGGUAAUAAUAGACUAAGCCGAGCCUGAGCAAAAGCGGCGAAUGCGCCAUUCCUAAUUCGUCGAAAGACAGCCUGGAGGGUCCAUGUAAAACUUGUAACCAACUUUCUAGACUGUUAACUUCUAGGUUUAAGCUACGAAUUGACCAAGGAGACUCGAUUCACUUCUAAACCAUUGCGAUACACAUCUGCCGACGCUUUUCAGACACGGAAACUAUUAUCACCACCUUUACUUAUCAAGCGCACAAUCAACCUCCUACUGCUCUCUAGCACUUAACAGAAGCAUACCUUCAAAGCCGCAGACCACCACACAAACAAGAUGAUCAGGUCAACACAGAUAGCCCGUCUGGGCGACGGCUUAAUGCUUUGCGCAUCCGUAGACGAUGAACAAACAGAGUCAUCCCUCAGCGAAGUAAAAUCACAAACGAAGAUCAUACUACGACGACUAAACCACAAUUCCGAACCCCAAGCCAGCAUCGAGAGCGGCAACUACACAUUACACUACCUGAUCUCCAACGACGUAGUCUACAUCUGCAUCAGCGAGCGGUCGUACCCGCGCAAGCUAGCCUUCACCUACCUCUCCGACCUCUCCUUCGAAUUCGCGCAGUCGUACGGCCCGCAGCUGACCUCGCCCUCGCUGCGGCCGUACGCCUUCAUGGAGUUCGACACCUUCAUCGGCCGCACCAAGGCGCUGUACGCCGACGCGCGCGCGGCGCAGAACCUCGACCGCCUCAACGACGAGCUGCGCGACGUCACCAAGGUCAUGACCAAGAACAUCGAGGACCUGCUCUACCGCGGCGACAGCCUCGACAAGAUGGGCGAGAUGAGCUCCCGCCUGCGCGACGACAGCCGCAAGUACCGCAAGGCCGCCGUCAAGAUCAACUGGGACCUGCUCGUCAAGCAGUACGCCCCCAUCGGCGUCUUCGUGCUGAUCGUCCUGGUCUUUGUUUGGUUGCGCUUCUUUUGAUCUCGGCGUUUGGGCUGCUGCUUUUGGAACCGGGGUUUGGUGGUGGUGAUAAAGGGGGAAAUCGACGGGUUGUCCGUCGAGAGUACGAGCGACGAGCUCAUGAAUGUACAGACAUUACCGAUUGACAUGAAUAUACCUAAUCACGCAGAAAGCAAACGUGGUCGAUCUUGAUGGAUGUGUACGAUUUGGACUGGCAUAGAAAGCAUUUGCAGAGGCGUCAAGCAUGUAAGGAGA